This is a messenger RNA of Mesorhabditis spiculigera, 2733 nucleotides long. Lineage: Eukaryota; Metazoa; Nematoda; Chromadorea; Rhabditida; Rhabditidae. The record is from the annotation of a GenBank genome assembly.
AUGACGAUGAAUUUGUUGCCGUCACAAGCUACGGAUGUGGCCAAAGUUGCCGCGGCUCUGAGGUCACUUGGCGUAGGGAAGGGUGAUGUGGUGUGCGGAUUUAUGCCAAAUGCAUAUGAAACGAUCGUGUCGGCACUUGGAACUGCAGCCAUCGGAGCAGCAUGGUCUAGCGCAAGUCUCGAUUUCGGGCCCGGCGGCGUUCUCGACAGGUUCAAGCAGGUGAAGCCCAAGGUUAUCUUCACUGUCAAUGCCACCACCUACAAGCGCAAGCUAUUUGAUUUGCGACGCAAAGUGGAUGAGAUUGUUUCCGAGUUGCCAACCCUGGAAAAAGUGAUCCUGAUCAACUACAAGUCGGCGCUCCCCGUCAACCUCAGCGACUACAAAUGCAAGGAGAAGCUGGCCAUGUACGAGGAUUUUGUCGCCAAUUUCAGCGGUGCCAAGCCAAGCUACGAACGAGUGCCAUUCGGCCAUCCACUCUUCGUAAUGUUCUCCUCCGGCACGACGGGCGUGCCGAAAGCUAUGGUGCAUACCGUUGGGGGCACUUUACUUAAACACCUCGAAGAGCAUUUGAUCCAAAAUGACGCCCGGCAGCAGGAUUCUAUGUUUUUCUAUACGACCUGCGGUUGGAUGAUGUGGAAUUGGUCAAUCUCGUUUUUGGCUUUUGGCAGCCGAUUGAUUUUGUACGACGAGUCCCCCCUGGAGCCCGAUCACUACGUGAUCCCGAAAAUUAUUUCCGAUUCCAAGGCAACAAUCAUCGGGAUGGGCGCGCAACUCUACGACCGAUUUGAGAAGAUUGACGCCAAACGGAAUUUGUGCAAAGAAUUCGGACUUGGCGCGGUUCGGCUAGUCCUCUCGACGGGCAGCCCCUUGAAGGAGGCCAUUUUCCGGUACAUCAACGCAAAGUUGGCGCCCGGGGCCGUGAUCGGGUCUAUUUCUGGUGGUACGGACAUCAUCGGUUGUUUCAUGGGUGCCACGCUUUCGAAGUCUGUCAUCCCCGGGCAAUGCACCGUCCCCUACCUUGGCCACGAGAUCAAGUCGUUCAAUCCACGAGGCGAAGCUAUACAAGAUCAGCAAGGCGAGCUCGUCUGCCUCACCCCUUUCCCCUCUAUGCCAUCGCAUUUCCUAAACGACACGGAUGGCUCCCGCUAUUCCAAAGCCUACUUCGAGCGCUUUCCGGGUGUCUGGGCACAUGGCGACUACUGCAUCAUUGAUUCUGCGACCGGCGGGAUUACGAUGCUUGGAAGAUCUGACGCUACCUUGAAUCGCGGUGGAGUACGUAUGGGCACCGCCGAAAUCUACAACGUUGUCGACACGUUCGCCGAGAUUGCGGACAGCAUUGUGGUUGGAAGACAAAUCCCCCAAGAAAAGGACGAAGAGAUUUUGCUGUUCGUCAAACUUUCGCCGGGAUCCGUUCUGGACGACCAUCUUCGAUUGGCCAUUUGCAAGACGAUUAGGGAGCGGCAAAGCCCUCGCCACGUCCCCAACAAGAUCAUCCCGAUCGCCGAUAUUCCGUACACCAACUCGGGCAAAAAGUUGAAAGAGGACGAGCUCAAGGAGCUGUUCAAGACGCACGGCGAAGUUGCUGAGUGCUACCUCUCGGGCAAGGGAUUCGCCUUCGUCAACAUGGAUACGCGCGCUCAUGCUGAAAGUGCCAAGGAGGCCCUUGAUGGUACCCAACAUCGCGGUCGUACUUUGCGCGUCCGUUUCGCCAUGCACGGCGCCGCCGUCCGUGUCAAGGAGCUGUCUCACACCGUUUCGAACGAGAUGCUCUACAACGUCUUUUCUAACUUUGGCGAAGUCGAACGCGCCAUCCACGUCGUCGACGAGAAGGGCAGACCCACCGGCGAGGGAAUAAUUGAAUUCGAACGCAAGCCUGCCGCCAACGAAGCUAUUGCGCAGAUCCGCGACAAAGUCUUCUUGAUUACAGCAUGCCCAAAGCCAUUGGUAGCCGAACCGGUCGAGGCCAAGGACGAAGAUGACGGUCUUUUCGAGCGAAAUGUGCCCCGUACCCCUCAGUUACAGAAGGAACGUGAGGUUGGCCCGCGUUUCCCGCCGCAGAACACUUUCGAGUUCGCGUAUGGCCAGAAAUGGAAAGAGCUCUAUGAGGUCGAAAAGCAGCGCCGUGCCCUGCUCGAGGACGAGCUGCGCGAAGGUCGAAAACGCCUCGAAGCCGACAUGGAAAUUGCCUACCAAGACUAUCAGGCGCAAAUGCUACGAGAAGAUCUGCAGCGCCGUCAGCAAGAGCUAGAGCGUCUCGAAGCCGCGCGCCGUGAGCGCAUGUCGAAUAUGGGCCCGCCCUCGAUCAACAUGGGACGAGGAGGACCGCCGCCGCACAUGGUCCCGCCACCUUUCCAGUCCCAGCAGCAGCCAAACCCGUUCUCUGGAGGUCCGCCUGGCCCUUUUGGGGUACCCUCGUUGGCGGUGCCGCCUCCGACUCAUCAUCAUCAACAACAACAUCCACAACAUCAACAGCAACAAUUCGCACCACCGCCACAGCAGGGAAACCCCAAUGGUCCACGUCCGAACGUGAUAGAAGGUGUCCAGCGUCUCCUCCAACUAUUCAAGAACGACGAUGGCCGCGGCGCUGGGCCAGGAAAUCAGCAGAACAUGCAGCAAAAUCAUCCCGGUGGUGCUUUCAACAACUAUCAGCCGCGCUACGGAGCGUCGGGCGACCACUACGGCGGCGGUUCGGAUGCUUUCGGAAAUCAGCCACCAAUGAAGCGUGAGAGGCGC